Messenger RNA from Parascedosporium putredinis, 1371 nucleotides. The record is from the annotation of a GenBank genome assembly. Lineage: Eukaryota; Fungi; Ascomycota; Sordariomycetes; Microascales; Microascaceae.
AUGCUAACAUCUGUUUUGAAUCUGGUGGCAAAGCCGCUCGAACACGCUCUGCGAUCGUACCAGCGCCGUGACCCCAAGAACGUCCAGAUUGAGCCGCUCUUGCGCACUCUCAAGGAUAAUCUGGCACUCUCUAGAAGAACCGGAGGGGCGGAGCAGAACGAAGUGGAGACUUGGAGCGGACCGGCGACUGGCGGGCUUGCAGUCACGGUCAAGCACACAGUAGCUAGUUUCAUACCGUGGGCCCUGCACCCGAGGCUCAACGCCAUGCCGACACCUUACACACACCGACAGCUACUCUACGGCAUCAAAGUGCUCGGCGCACCUCGCAUUCUUCGCAUCAUUCUCGAAGAGCUUCAGCAGCAGACAGAGGCGGGCAACGCCAGCAUCGCCUUUGACAUUGCCAGCGCGCUCAUCUGCGCCCCGGACGUGACCAGUGACGUUUUGCCGGCCGCCUUGCAGACGCUGGACGAGUCGGGCAACACUACACAAAAGGACCCCGCGCUCGCGGAGGCGGUGGUGCGCUUGUACCGCAAGGUCGAGGCCCAGAUGACGCCGUCGCAAGCGCAAAUACUGCAGGCGGACUUGGAGGCGUCGCUCGACACCUCGGACGCUGUUCAGGCGGCAGCGAACGCGGCGGCUGCCGCUGCGGCAGUGGCUGGCGCAGGGCCCGGGGACCCGAUGCAGAUGGACUCGGUGGGAUUAGAUAUGAUGGCCGGGGUGACGGGCAGCGAUUUUGGCAUGGGAGGAUCCGCCAAUGGGGGCUCGUCCCUCCUGUCGAUGCCGAGAACCUCGACUUCGAGCUCCCCCACGAACCUCAACGCCGAUUUCCAAGUCUCCUUCCCCGAUGCCGACAUCUUUGGUGUUAAAAUCGUCAACGGAAAGCCCACCAAGGCCGUGAUCGACGUCACCAACAACGAGGAGGACUACAUCUCGGUCGAGUUCAUCACCGGCAACCUCACCACCAUGUCGUAUGGCGCCAAGCUUGCGCCCGGCGAAAAGGUUUCUCUCCCUUACUCCUUCGCCGUGGACAUGUUCCCUCAGGACGUCGAGGUGAGGCUCCUCGCCGUCGCAUCCAACUCGGCGGGUGGUGUCUACCAGCUCCAGAUUGGCACCAAUGCGGCGAGCGUCGUUGACCCUCCCGUCAGCAUCUUUGAUCCUCAGAUCAUCUUCCUCUACCUCUUCCUCACUGGCUCGCCGCACCCCGCCCGCAAGCCCAAGGCUGUCGAGCCCGUCGUUGAUGCCAACCUCUCCGGAUCCGAGUCCACCGGCUUCGCGACUGGCAAGAGCUAUGAUGAGAGCUGGAUCCCCGAGAGCCACAUCCGUCCUGCCGCCAAGCGUGUCAAGACUAGUGGCAGCGCCAAGAAGCAGUAA